This is a messenger RNA of Vanessa tameamea, 4273 nucleotides long. RefSeq names its product acetyl-coenzyme A synthetase (gene AcCoAS). The record is from RefSeq and is a predicted model, not a curated record. Lineage: Eukaryota; Metazoa; Arthropoda; Insecta; Lepidoptera; Nymphalidae. Bases 94 to 2094 code for a protein of 666 amino acids. The transcript is spliced from 9 exons. Gene Ontology annotation, molecular function: AMP binding; acetyl-CoA synthetase activity.
CACUGUUCACUUUAGUAGUCAGUAACCGCGCGGACAGCGUCUUGGUAAGACAAGUACAAUUUACUGCGCGAUUUUUUAGCGCAAUCUGCUAAUAUGUCGCGCGUUUACCGACCAUCUGACUAUGUAGUCGAAAAAUCGCGUUUGCCCACUUUCGAGAAGUACAAAGAGAUGCACAAAAAAUCUAUUGAAGACCCAGAAGGAUUUUGGACCGAAAUAGCUAAUGAAUUCCAUUGGCAGACCCCUUUUCAGCCCGGAAAUUUCCUUUCAUACAACUUCGAUCUCAGCAAAGGGGACAUUUUUGUUAAAUGGUUGCAAGGGGCUGUAACCAAUGUUUGCUUUAACCUUUUAGAUCGAAACGUAAGAAAUGGUCAUGGGGACAAGAUCGCUUACUACUGGGAAGGAAAUCAUCCCGACGACUACAGCCGCAUUACGUACAAAAAACUGAUGGACUUAGUUUGUCAGUUAGCUAACGCUUUGCGCGAAAACGGUAUAAGAAAGGGCGACAGGGUUUCGAUAUAUAUGCCCAUGAUCUUGGAGACUGUUGUAUGCAUGUUGGCUUGCGCCAGGAUCGGCGCUAUACAUUCCGUAGUGUUUGCGGGUUUCUCGCCGGAUUCUUUGGCGGAGCGUAUGGCCGACUGUAAGGCUAAGCUACUUGUAACCACGGAUGGCGCAUGGCGAGGAGAAAAGCUAUUGGUCUUGAAGAAGACAUGUGACGAAGCAUUGGGAAAAGCCAAGAAGAACUUCAACCAUACAGUGAACAAGUGCAUCGUUGUAUCUCAUUUAAAUAGAGUGACGCCUUGUGGAAAAAUGCCUGACUCGAAAUCCCUGUAUGAAUGGAACGACGACAUCGAUGUCUGGUGGCAUGAUAUUAUGGAGGGCCAAUCGACCAUCUGCCCGCCGGAAUGGAUGGACGCUGAGGAUCCCCUGUUCAUGCUGUAUACGAGCGGGUCGACGGGUAAGCCAAAGGGCGUGUUGCACACGACAGCUGGCUACAUGCUGUAUGCCACAGCCACCUUCCGUUACGUCUUCGACUACCGCGAGAAAGACAUUUACUGGUGUACCGCUGACGUCGGCUGGAUCACCGGACAUACGUAUGUCGUUUACUCGCCCCUAGCCAACGCCGCCACUUCCGUCAUGUUUGAGGGCACUCCAUUCUAUCCGGACAACGACCGCUACUGGUCCCUGGUUCAGAAGUACAAAGUCUCACAAUUCUACACCGCUCCCACUGCUAUAAGGUCGCUCAUGAAAUUUGGCGACGAUAUUGUCAGACAGCAUAAUUUGUCGUCACUUCGAGUUUUGGGAAGUGUAGGAGAACCUAUAAACCCCGAAGCUUGGCUUUGGUAUUACAAUGUGAUUGGCAGCGGUAGAUGUUCCAUCGUUGAUACUUUCUGGCAGACUGAAACCGGCGGUCACGUACUCACCAGCCUCCCUGGAGCUACUCCGAUGAAACCUGGGGCUGCUGGUUUCCCAUUCUUUGGAGUGGAGCCGAGUCUCAUCGAUGAGAACGGAAAAUUGAUUGAGGGAGUCGGCGAGGGAUAUCUGGUCUUCUCCAAGCCUUGGCCCGGGACCAUGAGGACCCUAUUUGGAGACCAUGACCGAUAUGAAAAGGUCUAUUUCUCGAAAUUCAAUGGAUAUUAUUGCACUGGCGACGGCGCUAGGCGUGACGAAGAUGGUUUCUUGUGGGUGACCGGACGUAUCGACGACAUGCUGAACGUAUCCGGACACUUGAUGUCGACGGCGGAAGUGGAAGGCGUGCUCACCGAAGAGCCCAGGGUCUCUGAAGCUGCUGUAGUAUCUAAACCUCACCCCGUGAAGGGUGAAUCACUUUACUGCUUCGUCAUACUCAACGAGGGCGCUAGAUUCGACGCUGACUUGGUCAAUGCUUUAAAGAAACGCGUUAGAAAUAGAAUUGGUGCGUUCGCAGCCCCAGACAUAAUCCAGUACGCGCCCGGGCUGCCGAAGACGAGAUCCGGUAAAAUUAUGAGGAGGAUACUCAGGAAAAUUGCUCUCGGAGAAAAAGAUGUCGGGGAUACUUCGACGCUGGCCGAUCCGUCAAUCGUCGAAGAACUGUUGAACAACAGACCCAAAGCUUAAAUAGGCUACUUUUUAAGUUCCUAUUUAAUUUUCUAGAUCCCCUUGUCGUCACUGACGUAUGCCGCUUAGAUUAUAUUGAUAGUUGAAUGUUGAUUAAAAUGCACAAUAUUUGUUACAACGCAUUUGAGCAUGGCCUCGUUGUUUGUUUAAAAAUAAUUACAAAAUUCUAUAUCGAUAUAUUGUUAUUGUAAUAUUAAUAAGAAUGUUUUAUUAAAAUAAUAAGUCAUAUAAUUAGUACUGCUUUGUUCCCGCGGGUUGUUUAACUGAGAAACAUGAUGAACUGUGUCCUUACAAAGGAUUACACAAACAGGUUUACAGUUAUAUCGUUACGAAAUAUACAAUUGGUAUAAGAGUUACGAUAUUGAGCAUUUUAAAAUAAGUCCGAAUUAAAAUCAUUCCAUAGAAUCCACCCGUAGUCAUUAGGAUACAUAAAUGCUUAUAAUAUUUCAUAUUUUAACUUUCAAAAAAAUUAAAUUAUAUAUUUAAUACUAUACGAAAUAUAUUUCGUGAAAUCAUAAUAUCCAUGAAGGUUCAUGUUUACCUUUUGUCCGAGCCGUAUAAUAAAACUUCUCAGUAAAAACACGUAAUAUCUAUCUCUGAAUAACAAAGUACGAUGUUGCAUGAUUAUAUUUGUAAUUUAAGAAUAUAUGCAAUAUUUUUAAUAAUUAAAAUCAAUUUUGAAAUAUCUACCAAAAUACCAAACAGUUUUUGGGAAAACUGCACUUUUAACAAUAUUGUGUGCCUAGCCUUUAAAUUAAUGUAUUAGUUUUAGAUAACUUACUGUGAAUCUGUAACUAUCAUUUGAGUUAAAUUUAUUUAAUAUUCAUACAAAUAAUUAUAAUUUAGGAUGCUAUUAAAAGUUUGUCUCAAAUGGUUCCAAUGCUUGGUAUACUAUUGUAAUGUCACAAAUCAUUAUAAUUUUAACAGGGAUUUCUUUAGCAUAAUAAUCAGUUGUAUAUUUAGUUAGGGGUUCUAUUUAUUUUGUACUAGUUCUGGUUAUUCUUCGGUUACAUAUUAAACGGUUAAAAUUGUCCAAACAUAUCUUACUCCGUUGCCAUUUAAAAAAGAAUAUUAACAGCAUUUUAUAUCUUGAAUACGAAAUUGUAUACAAUGAGUUUACUUUAAUGUAAAGUUCCUAUUGUUUUGAUAUUGCAGGCGAUAUUAGCUGUAAGGAACUUAAGCGAUGUUUUAUAUAAUUUAAAUGUUUAGUUCCUUGGAAUAUUUACGCACACGGAUUGAUAUUUCUAUAAUUGUGGCCACGUUUUAGGAUAAUUAGGUUCAUGUAAUCUAUGUGUAGUUGUAAUUACAGUCGACGGAUUCGACUGCACCUCUUUGUGAAGCACAAUUUGAUGAUGCAUAAGGUAGGAAAUAUUUGUGAAUUUAUUAUUAUUGUAAGUAGCAUAGGAAGGCCAUGUUGUAGCUUAAUCGCUUUCUAACUUACGAUCUAUUGUUCGCGAAUUUACUUAUAUAUAUUUUUUAAUUUUUUUUUAAUAAAUUUAUAUUCGGUAAUCUCAAAGCGCAAUUAUUUUCAACACUAAACGUUAUCUUCAACAGUGACAAAUUCAAAUACUUACAAUAAGUAUUUACACAAAACAUCCCGUAUUGUUCAUGUAAAGAUAUUCAAUAUGUUCACAAUUAUAUAUAUUUUUCAGAAUGUAUUAUAAAAGUAUAUUAAAUUUUAUGGCAAUAAAUUACUAGUAAUUGUAUAAGAUGUGCUUCGAAUCGAUUUUGUUAUACGUAAGUUAUACGAUUUAUUUAUCUUAUUUUUAAAAAUGCUAUUAAAGCAAAUAUGUUGAACACAAUGUGUUUAAAUUAAAAAAAAAAACAACACUUGACUGUUUCAAAAUUUCAUUAUACCAUUGUAAAUUAUUAAAAAAAAAAGUGAUACACGAAUCAUUACCAUUAUAUGUAUUGGCGAAGGCCGUCCUAUGGGAUUCCAUUAAAAUGUUAUGAAAAUUGAGUACCUACGCGAAUAAUAGAUUUAUAUUCACUUUAUUAAGUAGUAAAGCUGGUGUUGUAGAUUUGAUGGGUAUUAAAUAUUAUUAGUAGAUUGAAGACAAAAAAAAUUGUCCCAAAAAAAUUAAAUAGGUAUGUGUAAUCUAAUAAAAUUAGAUUUAAGAAUGGAAUUGUGAUUGUAUGUCGAAACAAACAUAUCAUUAAAAGUGAUAUAUUACUCCAA